AUGGCCGGCCUCAAGAUGGUCUUCGGCGGCAUCUGGGCCCUGGCCUGGUUCUGGAUGAACCGUCGAUGCCCUCGACACACCCGCGACGACCGCGGCGACGAAGCCGGAUCGUCCCUAACCCGCCCCCCCCGGCUCGACCCCCAACUCGGCCCAAACCUCCGGCUCAGCCGUCCAGGCCCUGACCGCAGGAUCCAGCGACGCGGCGCGACGGCGGCCGUCUGGACAGCAGAGGCAGGAAGAAGAGUAAGGGGUAGGGUCGUCCCCCCAGGCGGACCAGAGCUCCCUGACUCGGUUGGGCCAGGAACAUACCCACCAGUUGAACCCAUGGGAAAGACAAUGAAUGAUUCGACAGCGGACACUUGGUUCGUGUACUGA
This is a messenger RNA of Trichoderma reesei QM6a, 375 nucleotides long. RefSeq lists its product as uncharacterized. Bases 1 to 375 code for a protein of 124 amino acids. The transcript has a single exon. The record is from RefSeq and is a predicted model, not a curated record. NCBI's taxonomy places the organism in Eukaryota, Fungi, Ascomycota, Sordariomycetes, Hypocreales, Hypocreaceae.